This is a messenger RNA of Pomacea canaliculata, 2325 nucleotides long. Its product is annotated as 3-oxoacyl-[acyl-carrier-protein] reductase FabG-like. The transcript has 9 exons. NCBI's taxonomy places the organism in Eukaryota, Metazoa, Mollusca, Gastropoda, Architaenioglossa, Ampullariidae. The coding region runs from base 250 to 876 and encodes 208 amino acids. The record is from RefSeq and is a predicted model, not a curated record. Gene Ontology annotation, molecular function: oxidoreductase activity.
AAAGACAGCAAUACCUUACGAUUAAGUAUAAGGGAAACAACUCUUGACCAACUCUGAUCACGAACCGUUCGUUAUCUUGACGACGAUGGCAACGUCUGCUUGUCUGGGAAGACUUAAUGGGAAAAUAGCAUUAAUAACAGGUUCAAGUUCAGGCAUUGGUAGAGGGGCUGCUGUAAAAUUUGCUGAGCUGGGGGCAAAGCUGGCAUUAACUGGACGACAGACUGCUUACCUUGAAGAAGUUGGCAAAGAAUGCGAAAGAUUAGUGGUUACAAACCUUUGUUGAUCACUGCUGAUCUAAGCAAGGAAAGUGACACUGAAUACGUGGUGAAAACAGUGAUUGAGAAUUAUGGCAAGCUGGAUGUUCUGGUAAACAGUGCAGGCAUUCUAGCCAUGGGAUCAAUAGAAGACACUUCCUUGAAACAGCUUGAUGAUGUUUUUAACAUCAAUGUCAGAGCCAUCUACCAUCUGACAAUGCUAUGUGUUCCUUACAUCAUUCAAACCAAGGGCAAUAUUGUUAAUGUAUCAAGCGUUAAUGGAAUUCGCUCUUUCCCCAAUGUGCUGGCGUACUGUAUGUCUAAAGGAGCAUUGGACCAGUUCACAAGAUGCACAGCUCUCGAGCUGGCUUCAAAACAAGUGCGAGUUAACAGUGUGAAUCCUGGUGUAAUUCUCACUAAUGUCCACAAAAGAGCAGGUCUUGAUGAAAAAGCCUAUCAGAAGUUCCUUGAAAGAACAAAGACUACACAGGCUCUUGGUCGACCAGGAACAACAGAAGAGACUGCAAAUGUGAUUGCCUUCCUGGCAUCUGACUCGGCGUCUUUUAUCACGGGUGCUACUAUUCCUGUUGAUGGUGGCAAACAUGCAAUGUGCCCAAGAUAGCAUCUUGACCUACAAAAAUCAUGACUGAAUUGUUUUCUUCCUUAAUGUUAAAAUUUCCCUUAGUAAUAUAUGAAGAAGAAUUUACUGUUUUGUCACAGACACUCACUUUCAUGUACAUGCCUGGACAUUUUGCACAUUCUUUUCUAUACAAAACAACUCUGCCUCUUUUGUAUGUCUGUAUAUAUUUAAUAAUUUUAACUUAUUAAAAAAUACAUAAUGUUAAAAAUAACUCCCUAGUAAACAUACAUAAGUUAAUCCUUACUACUAUCUAAGAUAUAUUAUUAUUAUUACUUAUUAAUGAUCUCUAAUUCUAAACAUAGUCAUGAGAGAAAGUUCCUUUGCUUGGUGCUCAACUUAAGAAUAAUGAAGUGUAAGGUUCUGCACAACACUGCUUUCACUGUAUCAACAGUUUUUAUAGGGACUAAUGUUCCAUAAGUUUAAAUAUAUAUAUAUCUUGAAUACUCACAACUUAAAUUGUAAUAACAAUCACACAAAACACAACGGACAUCUUCACUUGGGAACAGAUGUUAUCCACUAAAUGACGUUGUCUUUGGGGACGAGCGACCACAAUACUCAAUAUAUCACCUUCUCUGGGGACUAGCGACCUAACCUACUGAUAUGUCAAACGCUGCCUCUUGGGGUUAGAUGUUGUCUUCCUGGGCCAUAUUCUCCAGGAUACAAGAAAAAAAAAUCUGAACAACUUGCAAAACAAAAACUCUUCAAAUAUUUCAUGGCAUCUGUCAGGCCCAUUAGUCCAUUGCAUUAGCCAGACAGAAACACUCAUGGCCCUUCACUCCAUGGCCCAUCUCCAGGCCCUGUAGACUGUGCCUAUUGGUAGUUACAACAAAGAGAACACAUUACUUAUCCAUAUUUUUUAAAGAAAUUGUAUGAAAAUGUCCGAAAUACAAAAACCUGAGCUGCACAAAGAUGCAAACAUCGCACCUUACUAGGCAGGCACAGCCUCUACUCCCCCAUACACAGUGUCCCUCCACUUGCCGUGUCUCCUUGGGAAGUGAAGCGCAACAGUUAAUUCAAAUCUUCCCUCUUUUUUGUUCCACUAUCCAAAAAAAGAACCCCAAUUAGUCAUUCAGCAGUGCGGGCUCGUCAUGUCACCUCUGUGACAUGUUUAUCCAACUCUCCAUUAUUCAAACAUCUGGAUGACAUAAUUUUGAUUUUAUCAGAAUACUGUGAAUUGCUACUUCUAAAAAGUUUGUAGGCAGUGUGAUAAACACAAACUGUUGUACACAAAAACAUAAAACAUAUAUUGAGGCUUGAAAUGGGUCAUGAAAGAUGUGUGAUGACAUAUAUAUAAAGACAGUACACUGCAUGUUUAGUAAUACUUUCAGAAUAGAUUUUCAAACAAUGCAAUCUCCAUCUUAGCCGUGCAUGAUAUUGCUUAUACAUUUUUAUUAAAUCUCAAAGAAGAAAUAAAUGUCAUGAACAAGGUGA